Molecule: messenger RNA, 1504 nt
Organism: Mercenaria mercenaria
Lineage: Eukaryota; Metazoa; Mollusca; Bivalvia; Venerida; Veneridae
Product: adenosine deaminase-like protein
Exons: 10
Coding region: 245-1282 (345 amino acids)
Biological process (GO): adenosine catabolic process; inosine biosynthetic process
Molecular function (GO): adenosine deaminase activity
Source: RefSeq, a predicted model, not a curated record
UAAACGAAAGUAGAGUCUGCGGUGCGAGUGUCACUGGGUAGUGUUGAGUUUUCCUUUUGUUGGUCGGUCUGGGUAUGCUUUUAUGCUUUGGGAUAAAUUAAAUGGCUGUUUUUAUUUUUUGUAGGCUAGUUUGGCUGAGGAUGGAUCGCACAACAUUUUCUCUGUUUCCGGUAACAUGCUAAAAAAAAAAAAAAUAGGGUAGUACUGUCAUCUUUCUGUCUGCUAGGAGUGUUGAAAGACAAAUAUGAGUGAGGAUUUCUUUAAAAAGUUGCCAAAAGUGGAGCUCCAUGCACACAUCAAUGGAUCCAUUAGUGAAUCGACCAUGCAUCAACUUGUUGAAGGAAAGCAGAUAACUUACAAUCCAGCUUCCCUUAAGUUUAAAAAGGGUGAAACCGGUACAUUGAAAGAAGUGUUCAAAUUAUUCAAACAGAUUCAUGAAGUAACAAAUAAUGAGAAAGCAUUAUAUAAGGUAACAUAUGAUGUCAUACAUGAGUUUGCAGAAGAAAAUGUAAAAUAUAUAGAAUUGCGUACAACUCCAAGAGAAGAACUGUCUACAGGAAUGACAAAGACCUCAUACAUUGAGACGGUACUUAAAGCAAUCAGGGAUUGUGCAAAGGAGAACUUAGACAUCAUAGUAAAAUUAAUUCUGGCUAUAGAUAGAAGACAGACUCUCCAGGUUGCUAUGGAUACAGUACAGCUGGCUGUGAAAUAUAGGGAGGAGAGCAAAGGUGUGGUUGUUGGCAUUGAUUUAAGUGGAGAUCCAAAUGUUGGCAAUGCAGAUGUUUUCAUUCCAGCGUUUAAGGAGGCACAGAAACAUGGACUAAAGUUAGCACUACAUCUGGCUGAAGUUCCAGCCCCAGAAGAAACUAUGACCUUGUUACAAGAAAUUAUACCAGACAGGAUUGGACAUGGCACAUGCUUGCAGCCUGAUGCUGGAGGGACCAGAGAUAUUGUACAGUUUGUUGAAAGUCAUAAAAUUCCAUUAGAGUUGUGUUUAUCCUCAAACAUUAUCAACAUGACAGUGCCAGGAUACGAUAACCAUCACUUCAAAUUCUGGUAUGACCUGAACCAUCCAUGUGUUAUAUGUACUGAUGAUAAAGGUGUAUUUUCUACCUCCUUAACUGAAGAGUACUCCGUAGCAGCAGAUACUUUCCAAUUAUCAAGAGAACAAGUUUGGGAACUGUCUUACAACAGUAUUAAUAGUAUAUUUUCUGAUGACAAUACAAAACAGCUUUUGAGAGAUAAAUGGAAGACAUUGAAAGACAAUGUUCAGAACCAUUAAUGUUGUGCUACUUUAUAGGGAUUGCCAACUGAGUAGGAAUUUUACUUGUUUGUUGGGGAAUAAGUCCUUUGAAAACUUUUUUGCAAAAUUGUUGAGUUUUGACUUUAUGAAAAUGUGUUAACCAGCUACCAAUUUGUUGUGUUCAUGUUCAAAAUGUUGCAGAAACUGCUCUGGCAUUGCAGAUUAUUUUACGAUUAGGAUUAAAAAAAAAUCCGAACCAUC